AUGCUGCGCGACCUUCGUGCUCUGUUCGGCAUUCGCAACCUGAUCAUUGUCGAGCGCCUUGAGCGCGCAAGCUCACGAUUCAACCCGAACCUCCCCGCUGGGGCUCCCCCGCCUCGUCGUGGACACGUCCUUUUUUGGUGGAUGCUGGCAGGGCGUCGCCACCAGGAGCUCCUUGAUGCUGGAGUUGGCGCAGCCAUAGAUGGCUACCUCGAGGCCGCUGAGUGGAUGCACAACAAUACCCUCAACUUCCCCCACCCACUUCCCCCCUUCCAGCCCCUACCACCUCCCCCCCUCCAACCCCUCCUCUCCCCCCUCCUCUUCCCCUUCCCUCCCCUUCCCCCUCCCCUCCAGCUCAACCCCUUACCAGAUCACCCCUUGCAGCUCAAGCAUCUGCAGCUGCCACCACUGGCCCCGCCACUGCAUUUCUCUCCCUCACUACAAGCCUGA
Messenger RNA from Closterium sp. Naga37s-1, 447 nucleotides. Lineage: Eukaryota; Viridiplantae; Streptophyta; Zygnematophyceae; Desmidiales; Closteriaceae. The record is from the annotation of a GenBank genome assembly.